This is a messenger RNA of Closterium sp. NIES-67, 1036 nucleotides long. NCBI's taxonomy places the organism in Eukaryota, Viridiplantae, Streptophyta, Zygnematophyceae, Desmidiales, Closteriaceae. The record is from the annotation of a GenBank genome assembly.
GAGCAGAGGAAAAUGACAGAGGAGGCCUACUGGGCGAGAGAGGAGGCCUACCGGGCGAGAGAGGAGGCCUACCGGGCGAGAGAGGAGGCCUACCGGGCGAGAGAGGAGGCCUACCGGGCGAGAGAGGAGGCCUACCAGGCGAGAAAGGAGGCCUACCGGGCCUACCGAGCGAGAGAGGAGGCCUACUGGGCGAUAGAGGAGGCCUACGGGGAGAGAGAGGAGGCCUAUCAGGCGAGAGAGGAGGCCUACCAGGCAAGGGAGAAGGCCUACCGGGCAAGAGAGGAGGCCUACCGGGCGAGGGAGGAGGCCUUUCGGUCGAGAGAGGAGGCCUACCGAGGGAGAGAGGAGGCCUACCGGGCAAGUGAGGAGGCCUACCGGGCGAGAGAAGAGGCCUACCGGGCGAGAGAGGAGGCCUACCGGGCGAGAGAGGAGGCCUACCGGGUGAGAGAGAAGCCUACCGGGCGAGAGAGGAAGCUUACCGGGCGAGAGAGGAGGCCUACCGGGCAAGAGAGGAGGCCUACCGGGGGAGAGAGGAGGCCUACCGGGCGAGAGAGGAGGCCAACCGGGCAAGAGAGGAGGCCUAUUGGGCGAGAGAGGAUGCCUUCCGGGCGAGAGAGGAUGCCUACCGGGCGAGAGAGGAGGCCUACCGAGUGAGAGAGGAAGCCUACUGGGGGGGAGAGGAGGCCUACCAGGCGAGAGAGGAGGCCUACCGGCCGAGAGAGGAGUCCUAUCGGGCGAGAGAGAAGCCUGGUGGUCUCCUUGCAGGAAUGCCGUUGAGACAUCCAUAGAGUGGACCUCGAAGUUGCCUCGAGCAGCGACGUCAAGGAGAGUGCGAAGGGUAGGCAGUUUAGCCAUUGGGGAGAAGGUGUCAAAGAAAUCCAGCCCCUUUUUCUGCGUGAAGCCUUUCGCACAGUAACGCGCCUUAAAGACCGAGAGUUCACCAGGCCAGGCAUGAGUGCACCCCCGGCAGGAGGAGGCGGAUUGAGGGAGAUGUGGACGGAGAGAGCGAGAGGCUAGAUGGGACCAUUGGAACGGG